CCGCUCCUGGAGCGAUACUUACGAGAGAGAGAGAGAGAGAGAGCUCUUGACACAAAAACUUUCUUUAUUGUUAUUACAGAUCAAUCUACAAAACCAUCACCAAAAACCCUAACCCCCCCCCCCCCCCCCCCCCCUCCCCCUUUCUCUCCCGCCUCUCUCUCUCGAGUGUACUCCUCCGAUGGCGAUUCCGAGAAAAGCUCGCAGUGGCGACGUGUUGGAAUCCGUGUCCUCGGUGAUCGCGAUGGUGUUCGUGCUAGUGGCGUGCGUCGAGCUCUCCGACGCCGUGGCCGUCGUCGACGUUUACCGGCUCAUCCAGUACGAUCUCGCCGGGGUGCCCUACGGAUCUCGGCUCGCGUCCCUCAACCACCACGCCAGCUCUUCGCUCUUCGGGCCAGGCACUGAUCUUUCCCGUUCUGUCCUUAUGAUUCCCAUCGGCGAAGUCAACAUGACUUUCAUUCGAGAAUAUAUUGGAAAAAGACAACCAUUGGGGGGUUUAAUAUUUUUACUUCCUCGGAUAUUUAGCCCUGAAAAUGAAGACGGCAUUGAUGGAGAUGAUGAAGAUAUUGGCAAAGACUCCAUGAAUAACAUAUUGGUGGAAUUGGAGCAGUUACUUGUACAUACCAAUGUUCCUUAUCCAGUGUAUUAUGCUUUUGAGGAUAAUAACAUCAAUACUGUGUUAGCUGAUAUAAAGAGGAAUGAUGUCACUGGCCAGCCUGCUACAGCAACUACUGGAGGAUAUAAACUUGUUGUUCCGGCGCCAGAACCUAGGAAACUUGCACCUCCUACUAUCACAAAUAUUCAGGGAUGGUUGCCCGGAUUGAAAGCAGAUGGAGAUUCAAAUCAACUCCCAACCAUUGCCAUAGUGGCGUCAUAUGAUACCUUUGGGGCAGCACCGGCUUUAUCAGUGGGAAGUGAUAGCAAUGGAAGUGGUGUAGUGGCACUUCUUGAAAUAGCUAGGUUAUUCUCUCUGCUAUAUUCAAAUCCUAAAACUAGAGGAAGGUACAAUUUACUUUUUGGGCUAACAUCUGGUGGACCUUACAACUACAAUGGAACUCAUAAGUGGCUGAGAAAUUUUGAUCAACGUUUACGGGAGAGUAUUGAUUUUGCCAUCUGCUUGAAUAGUAUUGGCUCAUGGGAUAAUGAAGUCUGGAUUCAUGUGUCUAAGCCUCCAGAAAAUUCCUAUAUAAAACAAAUAUUUGAAGGCUUCUCAAAUGUUGCUGAAGAACUACGGGCUAAAGUUAGUCUCAAGCACAAGAAAAUAAACAUCUCUAACCCUCGAGUAGCAUGGGAGCACGAACAGUUUUCCAGGCUGAGAAUUACAGCAGCAACCCUCUCUGAACUUUCUGUUGCACCUGAAUUGCUAGAAAGCACUGGGGGCCUGUUUGAUAACAGACAUUCUGUGAGUGACGCUGCAAUCAUUAGAAGUGUCAAGUUGGUUGCAGAGAGUCUAGCGAGGCAUAUCUAUGGCUACCAGGGAAAGAACAUUAAAAUAUUUGCGGACAACAGUAGUUAUGCUGUCAAUCCUUCUUACAUUGCGUCUUGGUCCAAUCUUUUGUCACGAACUCCUCGGGUGGCACCAUUUCUUUUGAAAAAUGACCCAUUAAUCAUUGCAUUGGAAAAGGAAUUAGGAGAACAUAUGGUUGAGGUGAAUUUACAGCAUGAAGUCCUUGAUGGGAUGUUCACAUUCUAUGAUACAACAAAAGCCAGGCUUAACGCAUAUCAGGUUGCCAGCGUCACAUUUGACCUGCUUUUGCUGCUAGUGUUGGGGUCAUACCUAAUUAUCCUCUUCAGUUUUCUUGUUAUCACAACAAGGGGUCUUGAUGAUCUGAUCAGUCUAUUCCGCCGCCCCCCCUCUCGUAAAGUCAAAGCAGCUUGAUCCUUGCGGUAGGAUUUGUAGGCCACGUCUUUACCCCGGUGCUCUGAUAACUGAACGCCAGCUUAUACUUGGAUGGAUGAGUUGGCCGAUUGGGUUCCUACUUUUUGUAGGUUAAGUUGUUCUCCACUAGGUGCUCAUUUUGGUGUCUUGACCUUCGGAAGAAGGAUGUGUCAUUUAUUUUUGUCUUUACUUUUUUGCCAGUCAAGAAAAUUAAGCUGCUUCAGUUUUGUUGAGAAUAGGUUAGAUAGCAACGUAUUAUACCUUCCAGGAAUUUUCUUUAUUUUGGAUUUAAAAUUAGAGGGCAUCACCCGGUGAGGGUAGACAAGAAGGGGUGUGCACUUUUAAGCGUCGGUGACUUUUGACUUCAAAAUUCCUCGGAGGAGAAUUCUCAGGCUGACGAGGCAUGACCCCGAAAUGUCAUGUAACACAGGCUGGGCACGAGGGGUACUUAUUUUUCAACGAUUGCAUUUGAUUAUCUAUUUGAUUUAGUCCAUUAUAUACUCAUAAA
This is a messenger RNA of Diospyros lotus (date-plum), 2384 nucleotides long. RefSeq lists its product as uncharacterized. The transcript is spliced from 14 exons. The coding region runs from base 179 to 1876 and encodes 565 amino acids. The record is from RefSeq and is a predicted model, not a curated record. Gene Ontology annotation, biological process: regulation of signal transduction. Gene Ontology annotation, cellular component: endoplasmic reticulum membrane. Lineage: Eukaryota; Viridiplantae; Streptophyta; Magnoliopsida; Ericales; Ebenaceae.